Cladophialophora psammophila CBS 110553 is the source of this 1377-nucleotide messenger RNA. RefSeq lists its product as uncharacterized. Lineage: Eukaryota; Fungi; Ascomycota; Eurotiomycetes; Chaetothyriales; Herpotrichiellaceae. Gene Ontology annotation, molecular function: transmembrane transporter activity. The record is from RefSeq and is a predicted model, not a curated record. Gene Ontology annotation, biological process: transmembrane transport. The transcript is spliced from 2 exons. Gene Ontology annotation, cellular component: fungal-type vacuole membrane. The coding region runs from base 1 to 1377 and encodes 458 amino acids.
AUGUCGAGUCAGAACAUCUCGGAAUACGAGAAGGACGUCAUAGAGAACCGGUCCGACGGUGAAAAGAAUCUCGAACAUACUUCGUUCCCGGAACUCAAACAAGUCACCAGCAAUGCGCUGAGCAGGAUCACCUCGCGCCUCAGCGCUCGAGAUAUCGUCGAUCCCGGGCCCCCUCCAGACGGGGGCUUCAAGGCAUGGCUUCAAGUCGCCAUGGGGUGGGUUGUCUGCUUCUGUACCUGGGGAUACAUCAAUUCGUUUGGCGUCUUUCAAACUUAUUACACCGAGAAGUUGGGCGAAUCUCAAUCAACCAUCUCUUGGGUGGGUUCCGUUCAGCUGUGGAUUGUCUUCUUCGUGAGCACCUUCUCAGGUCGGGCACUCGACGCCGGGUUAUUCAUUCCGACCUUGCUUAUUGGAUCCAUCGUCCAAGUCAUCGGCAUCUUUAUGACGAGUCUGUGCAAGGAGUUCUGGCAGCUUGUGCUUGCCCAAGGCCUCUGCACAGGAUUGGGAAGUGGGAUAUUUUUCUGUCCGACCAUGGGCCUUGUAACGACGUAUUUCAAGAAGAAUCGAGGACUCGCUGUUGCCAUUGUGUCGACCGGCAACUCGGUGGGUGGCGCCGUGUAUCCCGUGCUUGUGCGCCAGCUUCUUCCGACGAUCGGAUAUGCAUGGACUAUUCGCGUGCUGGGGUUUAUGAAUCUGGGAUUGCUCUCGAUGGCCCUGGCAUUCAUGCGUCCGAGAUUGCCGCCUCGAAAAUCCGGGCCGAUUGUCGAGUGGAGGGCGUUCUAUGAAGUGCCAUAUGUCUGUGUUCUCCUGGGCAUGUCGCUCGUCUUCGGCGGGCUAUUCUUCUCCUACUAUUUCAUUGGCUCUUUUGGUCGGGACGUCCUGAACAUGAGCUAUUCCAACUCACUGAUCUUGCUCAUCAUCUUCAACGGGGCCGCUGUACCAGUUCGACUUGUCACGGGCUUCAUUGCGGAUCGGUUCAUGGGUCCCCUGAAUGCGAUGGUCCCGCUCCUCUUCAUCAACUCGCUUUUUGCAUUUAGCUGGAUUGCAGUAAAUUCGCAAACCGGCAUGUAUGCGUUUGCAACGUUCUAUGGGUUCUCAGCGGGCGCUUUUCAGUGUCUCUUUCCGACAACGGUGACGAGCUUGAACAACGACUUGAGUAAAAAUGGUGUCAGAAUGGGUAUGGCGUUCUCGUUGUUCAGUUUUGCAGGACUCGCUGGACCUCCUAUCGGAGGGGCAUUGUUGACGACGAACGGGGGAGGACGAGGCGGAUAUCUGGUGGCACAGAUAUGCCUCGGUGUACUCACCGGGUUGGGUGCUUGUUUGAUGUAUGCCGCCCGCGUGUAUAAAGUCGGUUGGAGUUGGAAGAUAAAGUGUUAA